AUGCGGAUUUCGAUAUUCGCGCUUUGCACUGUGCUGUGCUCCCGCGUACGCGCCCAGCCGUAUGCCUCUGAAAUUACGCGCAUUUCAGCUACAACAACAUCUGUUGAAAGUUUAUGGCUACUCCCAGGACCGAGUGAGGUGGCCCACCUCUACGGGAAACGCGGAUAUGACGAGAUCCUCCAGGCCAGAGACACCACUGCGACAGCCGAGUCGACUACAACAGCCGAUGCCACAACUGAUACAGCCGCGUCGGAGACAACGGAGACAAGCACAUCAGAGACAAGCAAAUCAGAGACGACCACAUCAGAGACGACCACAUCAGAGACGACUGCUUCAACAGCGGAGGCUACGACCGCAAGCUCCACAUCUGAAACUACCACAUCUACCACCGAGACAUCAGAGACACCCACAUCUACCACCGAGACAACUAGCUCGACUGCCAGCAGUUCCUCGGUGGCCGCCAGCAGCUCCUCAGCUACAACAAGUACCCCAACGUCAGCUAGCAGCACAUCAACGACGACGAGUGCUACUGCAACAGCAACCGGCUCCAUGAGCAAAGCGGAGCUAGCGGAAUGGAACCACAGGGGUAAUAUCGCAGCCAUUGUAUUUGGCGGUUGUUUUAUCGCGGUAUUCCUCGGCGUCAGCAUAGUUUACUACAUCCUUGGUCGAGCGAAGGCACGACGGAUUGCGGCUAGCCAACUGUCGAAGUCCAGUCAGUCGUACUCAAAGAUACCCUAUGUGGCCGUACAAGAACCUUCCACUGAUCUUGAGGUUAACCGCCCCUCCACACUGUACACCAACAACCCGCAGGAGCAAUAUAAUCAUGCGGUCAGCACCCCAUCAGUGUCAAAUUACAGCGACACUCUCUCCGCGGUCUCUCCGAUCACGGCGGAUCAUUCAUUUCCCAGGGAUCACAUACCGCGAGGACACCAAUGA
Penicillium robsamsonii is the source of this 936-nucleotide messenger RNA. RefSeq lists its product as uncharacterized. The coding region runs from base 1 to 936 and encodes 311 amino acids. The transcript is spliced from 2 exons. The record is from RefSeq and is a predicted model, not a curated record. NCBI's taxonomy places the organism in Eukaryota, Fungi, Ascomycota, Eurotiomycetes, Eurotiales, Aspergillaceae.